AUGGCUACCCCCAGUGUCCUUACCUUUGAUACUGAGGGUCGUGCUGUUGACUUUGAGGUCUGGGUCGAUGACCUCCAGCUAUUCCUACAGUGCGAUAGGGCAGACGGACUCUCCCUGUUCAAUCUCACAUCUGGUGCCUCUCCUGCCCCGCCUGCUACUGCUGAUAGCACUGUUCGCUCACAGUGGGCCACGCGCAAUGCUGCUGCCCGUCUUGCUGUACGUCGCCACUUACCGACCACUGAGCAUGCGCAAUUUAGCCAGUACAAGAGUGCUAACACCUUGUACGAUGCUAUAGUUGCACGCUACUCUUCCCCUGCCACUGCUGCACUUAGACGCCUCAUGCUACCGUACCUGUUCCCUGACCUUGCUGCCUUUCCCAUAGUCGCUGACCUCAUUAUGCACCUUCGCACUAGCGACACUCGCUACCGCGCUGCGCUUCAUGCUGAGUUCUGUGCCAAGAACCCCGCCCCCAUGUACAUCACCCUCUACUACAUAGUCACCCGGCUCCCUGACUCCCUUCGCUUAGUCAGGGACCAAUUCCUCUCAGUUUUCCCCACCACACUGACCGUUGACCUCCUCGAGGAGCGCCUCCUAGCAGCAAAGAAGAGCAUAGUCGCUGUAGGAGCCUCUCGUGGUGACCCUCGCACCCCCGUCUUUGAGGGGUGUUCUCCCUCCCCCCUCUUGCCCUCCGUUGCUUUUGCUGCUGCGGCUGACCUCGUUGGCUUCGAGUCGGUCGGCGCUGCGUUUGCCCCUAACGGGAGACACCGCACCGGCAACGGCAAGGGGGGCAAGGGCGUUGGAGGGGCUGGCGGGGGCGUUAUUGGGGCUGGCGGGGGCGGUGGAGGUGGUGGUGGAGGCAGUGGAGGGGGUGGGGGUGGUGGUGGGAGUGGUGGCGGGGGUGGAGGUGUUGGUGGCAGCAGUGGAGGCGGAGGAGGUGGCAGCGGUGGCGGAGGGAGCAGAGGCGGCGGAGGUGGCGGAGGCGGCGGAGGUGGGGGAGGUGGCGGAGGCAGCAGUGGAGCUGGUCGCGGCUCUGCGCAGAGGAGUGGCUCCGGUGGUGGUCCACGCCAGCAGCAGCAGCGCAGUCGCAUUGAGGCUGCUGCUCUAGGUGCUAGUGCGUCUGCUGCCCCAGGUGCUGGUGAGUCUGCUCUCCCAGGUGUCUACCUCCCCUCGUUCUCUAGGAACUUGGUGAGUGGAGCUGAUCUACAGGAUAGGGGGGUUGACCAGUUCACGCCUGCGAGUCAGCGGGUGACCCACUGUACGUGUGCUCGGACGGGCUGA
This is a messenger RNA of Closterium sp. NIES-65, 1278 nucleotides long. NCBI's taxonomy places the organism in Eukaryota, Viridiplantae, Streptophyta, Zygnematophyceae, Desmidiales, Closteriaceae. The record is from the annotation of a GenBank genome assembly.